Cervus elaphus (red deer) is the source of this 838-nucleotide messenger RNA. It is a transcript of the gene SEC11C, whose product is annotated as SEC11 homolog C, signal peptidase complex subunit. Gene Ontology annotation, cellular component: membrane; signal peptidase complex. The transcript is spliced from 6 exons. Gene Ontology annotation, molecular function: serine-type endopeptidase activity. The record is from RefSeq and is a predicted model, not a curated record. Lineage: Eukaryota; Metazoa; Chordata; Mammalia; Artiodactyla; Cervidae. The coding region runs from base 117 to 695 and encodes 192 amino acids.
GGGGGCCGGCGAGGCCGGUGGGCGGGGCCGGGCCGGCGCUCCGCAGCUGUCAGCGACUCCUGGAGCCGGCCGGCUGCCUAGGUGUGCCCCCCCGCGACCCCACCGGAGACACCAGCAUGGUGCGCGCCAGCACCGUGGGGGCGCAUCUCCCCGCGUCCGGCUUGGACAUCUUCGGGGACCUGAGGAAGAUGAACAAGCGCCAGCUCUACUACCAGGUCUUAAACUUCGCCAUGAUCGUGUCCUCUGCGCUCAUGAUCUGGAAAGGCCUGAUUGUCCUCACCGGCAGUGAGAGCCCCAUCGUGGUGGUGCUGAGCGGCAGCAUGGAGCCAGCCUUUCACAGGGGCGACCUUCUGUUCCUAACGAAUUUCCGGGAAGACCCCAUUAGAGCUGGAGAAAUUGUUGUUUUCAAAGUCGAAGGACGAGACAUCCCAAUAGUUCACAGAGUAAUCAAAGUUCACGAAAAAGACAAUGGAGACAUCAAAUUUCUGACUAAAGGAGAUAAUAAUGAAGUUGAUGAUAGAGGCUUGUACAAAGAAGGCCAGAACUGGCUCGAGAAGAAGGACGUGGUCGGGCGCGCCCGAGGGUUUUUACCAUAUGUCGGUAUGGUCACCAUAAUAAUGAACGACUAUCCAAAAUUUAAGUAUGCUCUUUUGGCUGUAAUGGGUGCAUAUGUGUUAUUGAAACGUGAAUCCUGAAGUGCAAAGCAGUUCCUGGGACCAGAUUGAAAGAAAUUUUGUUGAAGAGAAAAGUUAAUAUAUUUGAAAUGUUCCACUGUCUGUAUAAAAGGAAACAAUGUGGAGACGUUUUGUCUUGAUCGAAUAAAUGAUUCAUCAGUAAA